CUUUAGAAACUGUUAAGACUAUCUAAUCUUAAGUUACUUAACUCUGACUGUUGUUAUACUAGUCACAUAUCAGCAUCCACCGCCAACACAGUCCCGCUUUGGUCAUCCUUCGACCGAUAUAUAGCCAAAAUGUGUAUUAAACGUUAUGUCGGUUUCUUUUCCUGUGGCCAUCCAGAUCAGGGACCCGAUGCGAUUGUAAGUGUUGAGUUCUGUAAAAGGGCUCACUCUUCAGGAGUUGUCUGCGAAGAUUACCGAUGGUUUAGGAUGCUGAGCCAACAAAACGGUGCUUUGCAGCACGAACCGGUCUAUCCACAAUGUCGACCAGGUUGGAAAAUGAUCUGGCAGGAUCGUACUGAUACCCUUGAGAACUCGCGAUAUGUUCUCCGUGUACUUCUGAGCAGCGGAUUUCUGAACAGCAGACAUCUGAACAGCCAAGACCGCGAAGCUCUAUUGGCUACGUUCGAAACCUUUCCGGCAUAUUUAGAUGACGCAAUCACAAAGGAGGCCCACAAGGGCUCUUCCAACUUGUCAAUUCUAGUUCUGAAAGCAGGGUGGCUUUCAUUGAAGCGUCGUAUAGAGGAUGCAAUCAAUUGAUCACUCCGGUCCGAACUGUCGAGGACAGAUAGUAUUGGCUGCUUGGAAAUAUCUGGGGAAAAGGCGUCAUAAAUCUGGUUGAUUGCUGUUCUGCAGUUGUCAAAGUUCCAUGUGAACAUUCAUUUGGUCUUAUAUGGGCAUAGCGAUCUCCUUUUGCGAUUGAAUCGAUUAUUGAAUCAAGUCUGCUGUUCAUUGAGUUCCGACACUACACAACCGUUCUGAAGUAUUGUGUUAUUGAGUGGAGAUCUAGCCCUAAAUCUGAAUUAAGUAAUUUGGGUAGAAGACUUGGUAGUGAAAGUGGAAAUUGAGGAUACCAUGAACUCGAUAUCAUAUGUCUUUUUAGGGAUUGGUGAUGUU
Truncatella angustata is the source of this 951-nucleotide messenger RNA. RefSeq lists its product as uncharacterized. The coding region runs from base 130 to 594 and encodes 154 amino acids. The record is from RefSeq and is a predicted model, not a curated record. The transcript has a single exon. Lineage: Eukaryota; Fungi; Ascomycota; Sordariomycetes; Amphisphaeriales; Sporocadaceae.